GCACUGCUAAAGCUGUUGGAGCAGCAGCUUGGGGAGGAAGGCCCAGGUGACCCGGCAUGGCCACAGUCGCAGGCCGCCGCCUCCUCCUGCCGCGAUGGGUGGCCGGCGGGCGGUGCCGGCUGCUCGGCACGGCGGCGGAGGCUUCUCCGGGAGGGGGAGGUGACGACGCGAUCUACGUGAAGAAGCCGGCAGAGGCGUCGGCGGUGGCGACGCGGGACGAGACGUCCGUGGCGAUGCCGGUGUCGUUCAUGACGGGGUCGGUGGUGGGGAAGCGGUUCUACCGCGGCGCCACCGUGCGGCGCGCCGACGACGGGAACGGGUGGUCAGUGAUGCUGGACUACCGCACCCUCAAGUCACCGGCCAAGCGGCCGCUCAAGCUGCCCUCGCGUGCGCUCGCCAUGGCCAUCGCCGCCGAGUGGGAGUACCAGGAAUCAGAUGGAAUCCGACCUUUUACAAUGCCUCUCAUGAAGCUUUCUUGCACUGCAUUGGAGAGAGUUCCAGUGACACGUACAAAAGUAAUUGAUAAUUUAAUGAAGAAAUUUCAUCAAGAUCUGGUAUUCUGCCGCUCACCUGCCGAUAGUGAACUAACCAUAGGAGUUCAUCAGAAGCAGAAGGAGAAAAUUGACCCCAUUCUAGACUGGGUAAACACUGAAUUUGGGUUCAAGCCUGUUGUAUACACAAGCUUCUUGGGGGGAAAGCAAGAGGAGGGCCUCACUAAGGCUGUAGAAACUGUUUUGAAGAAAGCAACUGAUUGUGAAUUGGCGUCUAUUGAUGCUAUGGCUGCAGCAGCCCAUUCCCUGGUAAUCCCUCUCGCGGUAUUUAGAGGAAGGUUGGGAAUUGAGGAGGCCAUUGAGUUGAUCAGGAUAGAAGAAGACCACCAGGUUGAUAGAUGGGGCUUGGUGGAAGGAGGUCACGACGUUGAUAUUGCUGAUCUUAAAGUGCAAAUGUCCUCAGCUGUUGUGUUUCUUGGACUUUCGCGGGGUCUGUGAACCAUUCUUUUUCUAAUCUACAGGCUGGUUAGUUGUUUAUUACCAAGCUUGUAUCGAUUUUAUGAAGAGUUGUAGAGUAAUAAUUGCCUGCAGAAGGUCAAUAGCAAACAAAGUACAUGUAUUCAGCCUGUGCUGAUGUUAGAUUUUGGUUUGACUGGAGAAAAUGUUGUUGAGGUAUGAACUUCAGAACCAAGCAUUCCAUUGGCUUUAUGUGGCCUCUAGUCUGGUAAUGGUAAUGCUAAGAGAGUAAGAAUAUUUCUGGGAA
Messenger RNA from Phragmites australis (common reed), 1254 nucleotides. RefSeq lists its product as uncharacterized. Lineage: Eukaryota; Viridiplantae; Streptophyta; Magnoliopsida; Poales; Poaceae. The transcript is spliced from 4 exons. The record is from RefSeq and is a predicted model, not a curated record. Gene Ontology annotation, biological process: mitochondrial proton-transporting ATP synthase complex assembly. Gene Ontology annotation, cellular component: mitochondrion. Bases 57 to 989 code for a protein of 310 amino acids.